AUGGUCUUCGCACUGCGAUCUCGAUACCCGGAGUUCCCGGCAGAGAACGAGGGCGAGAAGCCCCACAGCUUCACGCGCGUGCUUCUGAACACAGUUCAGAACGAGUUCGAGAGCCUUCCAACCACCUUCGAGCCGUCGGACGAGGACCGCAAGAAGUUCGAGAACCCUGAGGACCUUAACAUCGAGAUGAAGAAGCGCAAGGGCAAGAUGUUGGCCAACAUGAAGUUCAUUGGCAACUUGUUCCUCCGGCAGCUCUUGGCGGUGAAGGUCAUUGGCCAGGUGGUGCACGACUUGAUUGGCAUCAAGCAGGGAGAGAACCCUCUGCCCGAAGAGCACAUGAUCGAAUGCGUCUGCGAGUUGCUCCAGGCCAUUGGAUUCACUCUGGAUGAGACGCAGCAGGGCGAGUCGCUGAUGAACUCCUUCGCGGCACGCCUCAAAGACUUGUCCGGUGUGCGCAACAACGGCAGGCACGCCUACAGCAAGCGUAUCCAAUUCCAGAUCGACGGACUCCUCGAGCUGCGAAAGAACAAGUGGAUGAAGAAGCUCUUCAAGGAGCAGGCCAAGACCAAGAAGGCCGUGCAAGAGGAGCAGGAGCGAGAGCAGCGAAAUCAUGGUGGAAAGGUUGGGCCGGAUAACAUGUUCUCCGUGCAGACCGUUGGUGUUCGACCAGCCUACAUGGACGAGAUCGCCUCGCAGAAGAAGCGGACGAAGGCGGCGGACGGAGGGAACUCUAAGCCGAAGUUCGACCAGGCGUAUGUCAAGAAGAUCUGCCAGUACUACGGCGAAGAUCAGCAGGGUGACACGCUGCAGGAAGACUGGGCCAAAGCACAGCCCACAAAGGAGGAGACCAAGCAGGGCUUGGAUUGGCUGCUAGACUCUGGCUUCGACGACCGGAGCAAGCAGGACGUCACGGCUCAGGUCAUCGCCGAGCUCGUCAAGCGUCGACUGAUCCCCUGGGACAUGCUCAAGGACAACCUCUCCGCCAGGUUGGAAUCGCUUUCCGACAUGAUGAUGGACGUGCCACAUGCAGAUGGCUUCGUUCACGCGCUCAUGGCCCGGCUCUUCAUGCUGGGUGAUGCCUUCAACAGCGUCGUUCUGAAAGCCCUCCAAGCUUUUGUGUCACAUGGUGACGAUGAGACCAAGAAGCUGGGGUGGAACUUGCUGGCUGGCAUCAUCAAGAAGCUGAAGACCGAACGGGCCGACAUGGUGCCGAAGGUCCUCCAAAAGAGUGACUUCCUUAGUAUUGCCGCGACGGCCAGGGGAUGCAGCUCGCAGGAAGCCAAGAAGCAGCUCGAGUCGCUAUGA
This is a messenger RNA of Symbiodinium natans, 1305 nucleotides long. NCBI's taxonomy places the organism in Eukaryota, Dinophyceae, Suessiales, Symbiodiniaceae. The record is from the annotation of a GenBank genome assembly.